AUGGCAUCGUCGUUGUACUUGCCCACUCGCAUAGCUUCUAGCUCUUGCUUCAGCCAACGGCGUCAAGCUUGUUUUCAGCAGCCAACAAAACCCUCGGCUCUCUUUCACCCCCUCACAAACCGGCGAUCGCCCAGCAGCUUUAAGCUAGCCGUUGGAGCGUCGAAGUCCUCCCGCAUUCAAUGCAGUCACGUGCGCGACGUGAACACGGAGGAGUUGGAUCAUCUGGUGACCGGCGAGCGAGAGACGCCUCUCGUUAUUGACUUCUGCGCUGACUGGUGCGGGUCGUGCGACAUCCUCUCCGAGCAACUGGAAGAGUUAGCGGAGGAGUACGACGGGCGCGUGCGGUUCGUUCAAGUGAACACGGAUCAGGAAUACGACCUCGCAGACCAGCUCGAGAUCCGCGGCCUUCCAACCAUGGUCUUCAUGGGCCGACACUCUCCCAAACUGACGCUCUCCCCGGCGUUGCCCCUUCGUUUUGCCCACCUCUCCCGCGCUCACGGCGCCGCGCCCAGUCACGCCGCCCCCAGCGCUCACGCCGUCCGCACUAGGCAGGUCAUGCCAGUCACGCUUAAGGUCGCUGGCUCUUGGUCCGGGCAGGUCGAAAUUCCGUCCCUGACCGAAUGGACCGUGUGCGAGCUGCGGGCGGAGCUUUCGCGCCUGUCCGGGAUCGACGCGGGCAGUUUAAAAAUCAUCUGCGGUGGGCGCACGCUUAAAGACGAGGCGGAGGCGGAGGGAGAGGCGGAAGGGGAGAGGGGGCGAGCGGGGGGAGCGUCGACGGGGGCGGAAGAAACAGUUGCGGAGGGGAAUACUGGGGAUGUUGGGAAGGGGAAUAGCGAGGGGAAUGGGGAAGGGGAGAAGGGGGAGGGGAAGGGGAUGGGAAAUGCGCUGGGAAAGCGGAAGGGCGGGCGAGGGAGGAGUUUAGAGGAGGUUGGGGUGAGGGCAGGAUCACGUCUUUUGGUGACAGGUGGCGGCAGGCGGUUGGGCGGCGAGAUUGCGGCAGAGGGGAAGCGAGUGGUGGAGGAGGAAGCUGCGAGGAAAGAGAGGGAGGAGAGGUUGGCACGAGUGAGGGCUGCAGCAGCAUUCAGCAUCUGCGAUGCCAAGAUCACAGAGUCUAUAGACAACAUCCCCAUGCUGCUAUUGGACAUCGUAUGGUGCCACUACAUGACAAAAAAUGUCGCCAGUCUAGCAUCCGCUAAAGGACGGCUUGCUGCCGCCCGGUCUGCUCUGCGCAAGGCGCACGGCGCAGACAUGUCACGGCUGAGGUUGCUUCAGGGAAACUUCCGACCCGAGCUAGCCACGUACCUCCGUCUCGACCUAUUAGACGCCAUUGCAGCAUACCACAGUGGAGACCUGACGCGAGCCCGCCCGCUACUAGCAUCAGCCCAAUCCCUCUUUCAGCAGCUGCAGGUUUCAGACGAGUCAUUGGCCAGCCUGGCAGGCAUGGGCUUCUCGGCCAAUGAGGCGAGGCGGGCGCUGCGCGUGGCGGGCGGCGACGUGAGCCGGGCGGCGGAGUUUGUCAUCUUGCAACGGCAGCGGGAGGCAGAGAAGGCAGAAGAAGACAGAAGGCAGAGGCGGAUGGAGAGGGAGCAACGGGCCUAUGGGAGGACGCCACGUGGCAAGAAGGUAGACAUGCGGCUGCUGGACGAGCUGGCUGCGUACGGCUUCACUCGGCGAGUGGCAGCAGAGGCACUCAGGCAGAGUGAGAACCAUCACCAGAGCGCCCUCGACGCCCUUCUUGACCCCAACUCUUUGGCCGCUCUAGAGGUAGCAGUGGCAGAGGGGAAAGCGGAUGGUGGCAGGAGGAGGCACAGCAGAGGCGGUGGUGGUGCUGGUGCUGGCGGUGCUGGCGCUGGUGGUGCUGGCGGCACGUGUUCUGAUGACUCAGUGGCAGCUCUGGUUGCUCUGGGCUUCUCUGCUCACCAAGCCCGGCGUGCCCUAGAGGGCAGCAGCAACGACGUUGAAGCAGCAGCAGCAGCUCUGCUUCAAGGGGAGUAUGGGGAGGCUGGAACUGGGGAGGGCGGGGGCAGUGGGGAAGGAGGGGAAGGGGAGGAGGGGAACGGGGCAGGGGAACGGGGCGCUGGGGAAGAGGGGAUAGAGGGAACUGGAGGAGCAGGGGGGAUGGAUGUUGAUGGAGGGGAAGGGAGUGAGGGAGGGAGUGAGGGGAGUGAGGAGGAGGAGGAGAGGGAUGAGGAGAUGGAGGGGGAAAUAAGGAAGGGCGUGAGUGGGGAUCCCUAUGCUGAGUACGACUUGGAUGUCCCUUCCAAAAUCACGCCAAACGCUGCUCACCCCUCCAUGCCGCCCAUAUCCGCGUCCAUCACAGCACCCCUCAGCGCUCCCACCUCCUCUCCCUCCUCUCCUCCUUGUCGCCCUCCUCCUCGCCCUCGCUCCCCUCGCUCUGCUCCCCCUCUUCACCCGUCCAUAUUCGCGUCCAUCACAGCACCCCUCACCUCCUCUCCCUCCUCCUCUGCUCCUCGUCACCGUCCUCCCCACCCCACUUCCCCUCACCCUGCUCCCCCUGCUCACCCCUCCAUAUCUGCAUCCAUCACAGCACCCUUCACCCGCCCCACCUUCACCUUCAUCUUCCUCUCUACUGCCCUCUCCGCCCUCGCCUCUGCCGCCGCCCCCCACCCUCUCUCCCCUCACUCUGCCCCCCCUGCUCACCCCUCCAUAUCCGCAUCCAUCACAGCACCCUUCACCCGUCCCACCUUCACCUUCAUCUUCCCCUUCAGUUUCCUCUCCACUGCCCUCUCCGCCCUCGCCUCUGCUGCCGCCCUCGCUCCUCCCACCUCCUCGCCCUCCUCCAUGGCAACUGCAAUCGCCUUCUCCUUGGCUGCUUGCUCCGCCACUGAUGCAGAGAGCGUGGAGAGAGGCUUGGGGAGGGUGAGGGACGGGUCUGCUGCGAGCGCUGCUGGGGCCUUCACUAGAUGA
Molecule: messenger RNA, 2928 nt
Organism: Closterium sp. Naga37s-1
Lineage: Eukaryota; Viridiplantae; Streptophyta; Zygnematophyceae; Desmidiales; Closteriaceae
Source: the annotation of a GenBank genome assembly